Molecule: messenger RNA, 6053 nt
Organism: Acanthoscelides obtectus
Lineage: Eukaryota; Metazoa; Arthropoda; Insecta; Coleoptera; Chrysomelidae
Source: the annotation of a GenBank genome assembly
UAGCGUAACCAUCUGACAAACGUCAGGUGUUGAUAUCGUUUAACUUGCAGCUCCCACUUCUUCAAUCUUACGUGUUUUGUGUCAAAAAGUAGGGUUAUGGUCAAUAAUAUAAAUUGUAGCAGUUAUCAUUUGUUUUCCAAUUGUUUUUUUAUGCCAGAGUGAAGAAAGUAAAUGAGAGCUAGAGAAUAUAUGUGGUGAAAAGUAUAAGUAAUAUUUUGAAAAACAUCAUUCCUCAGAAACUACAUUAUGACAUAAUAUCUAAAAUUGCUUGGAGCUGCGACUAGCGUCUACCAGUAUUCAAAAAUAUAAUCUUGUCCUGCAUAGUAUUUAUCAGUAUGUUGACAGAAAUACCAAAGUUGUUCAAGAUAUAUUCAAAGCACUGCACGAACCUUCAAAGGAUAAUACAAGAUACCCAAAAUAAAAUAGAUGAUAUAAGCAAUACUCUUUACUCAGUGUGUGACAUAAAAGAUGACAUUCUGCAAUCGGGUAUUGAUACACUUUAUCCAAAUCUUGACAAAAUCCCAACAUUUUUAGUAUUUGGACAAACUUGUCAUGCCAAAGCAUCAUUUGUGAAUCUGUUGUUGGGACAACACUUACUUCCAUGUUUUAGUUCAAAUUGGCGAUAUGUCACAAUCACAUAUGGUACAUCAAGAAACUUGCGAUUGACAUUACACAGAGAGAUUGAAAUUGUUGAAAAAUUACAUGCACAUGAUGCUUCAUGGAUUGUUGUACCAGAAGCAGACAUACAGAGAAGAGAUGAUGAGAAUUUACUAGAUCACUGUCCCUGGUUAGAGAUUGAAUUGCCUCAAGCAAUGCUAAAGGAAAAUGUUAAUAUCAUAGUACCUCCUGACAUUGAAAUGGCUCAAUUGUCAGAAAAUAUCAGCAAACAUUUUGAUAAUGUAUUACCUAUUAUUGUUUAUGCCAUAUCCGAAGAGAUCUUAACAGAUAGUAAUAUUCAAGAAAUCAGAAAGCUUAAGGAUAUGUACAAAGUACCAUUUCUGUUUGUAAAUAUCUCUGCAACAAAGGCAAGUACUGAGUCCUUAACAGAAUCUGAGCAACACUUGAUAGAGUGCAAUAGAAGUAAGAAGACAUCAAAGUUACAUAAUCUACGUGAUCAGUUAGUUAGACUAGGAUUUUUAGACGAUAUUGAAAAUAUUAAGACUGAUAAAAUGAUGAAAGCGAAAUGUAUAUGCGUUCUGGAUACUCUAAUUUGUGAUAAAAAAAUCAAUGAAGAAUUAUAUUUAUAUCUAAGUGCAGUAAUCAGAUCCACGGCUUUCAACGUGGCGGUCAAACUGAGUGAGAUACACAAUAAAUGUUUACGGAAAUUUAUAAUGAGAGCAUUUGACAUGGCCAGAGAAAUACAAAUAACACCAAAGAGGAUAGAAUAUGCUCAAAAGAUUGAACUACAGCUCUAUGACACUCUGAUGCUUAUUGCUUGCGAGCAACAAGAAGAAAUAACUGCAAUAAUCCAAAGGACUCUUUUAGAUAUGAAAUCGAAUGUUGCUGAAGUUUUGGAAGGAUACAAUCAAAACAAUAGCAAUCGUCAGCUAAACUCCAAAACUGCAACCAUGGAAAUCCAGCAGUUGGUUUUGCGAAAACUAAAUACUUCAGUAGCAACCCAAAUUGUUCAAUCAGUCGGAUGUCUCCACGAAAGUUUCACUGGUACCCUGCAGAGAUGCCUGGAAAGCUUGGAAAAGAACUGCCAUGAAGUUGAAGGGAACCUCUCCGCUUCAGAUGCCGUCAAACAGAUUAUCACAGCUGCGUAUAAUGUGGAUCUCAACUCGUCAGCCUCGUUUUCAAUUGUCCAUACGUUGAUGGAUCGACUGAAAGCCUUGCUGACAACGUUUGCGCUGCCUUGGUCACCAUCAGGUCAAGUACACUGCAACCUACAAUGGCAACUACAAGUUGCUACGAAUAUGAUUGAAAAACUCAGUGCUUCCAAGCUUGCCAAGAAUAUAUGCGUACAGUUUAAAGAACAUAUCAAGUCUUCUCAUGAAGCAUUUCAGCAAGCGAUACGAUCCUUAGACCACCAACUUUCAGGACAAUUGGAGCAAACUGAAGAACAGAGGAUAGCAAUACGUAAAAAACAUGCUCCUAGGUUUGCAAGGCUUGCUUUGGAAAGUACUUCACUUUGUGAUUUAUUCAGGUAUGGAAAACCAAAACAAAUUAAAGAAAUAGGUAGGGGGCAGUAUGGAGUAGUGUAUGCCUGCGAGCCUUGGGGUGACGUUAAAGUUUGUGCAAUCAAGUCUGUAGUACCUCCAGAUGACAGACAUUGGAACGACUUGGCAAUGGAAUUCUUUUAUACCAGAACUAUCCCAGAACACCCUAGGAUAGUGAAACUGAGAGGUUCCGUGAUAGAUUAUAAAUAUGGAGGUGGAAGCUCACCAGCUGUACUAUUGGUGAUGGAAAGAAUGACCAGAGAUCUGUAUUGUGGCUUACGUUGUGGUCUGUCCUGGAUAAUAAGGCUCAAAAUUGCUAUUGAUGUCAUCGAAGGCAUCAGAUACCUGCAUUCUCAGGGCUUGGUACAUAGGGAUAUCAAAUUGAAGAAUGUUCUGCUGGACGCUGAAGAUCGAGCAAAACUGACUGAUUUCGGCUUUUGUAUACCAGAAGCCAUGAUGUCAGGUAGUAUAGUCGGCACCCCAGUACAUAUGGCACCAGAGUUGUUGAGCGGAAGGUACGAUGCAAAAGUUGAUGUGUACGCCUUUGGAAUACUUUUCUGGUAUAUAUGUUCUGGACAAGUGAAGCUUCCUAAUCACUUUGAUCAAUUCCAAACAAGGAGCAGUUGUGGAAUAGUGUUAAAAAAGGUAUGAGGCCCGAAUGUCUUCCAAACUUUGAAGAGGCCUGUUGGAAUCUCAUGGAGCAAUGUUGGGCUGCUGACCCAGCUGACCGACCUUUUCUCGGCUAUGUCCAACCCCAGCUUGAAGCGAUCUACAAUAGUGCCAAGGUUACAUUUUCUGACAGUUCAAUCUCGGAUAAUCCUAGUUAAUGUCAUUAAAGCUUACUGGGUCAUCAAUUUUUGUGAUUUUAAGUUAAUGUCAAAAAGAUACUGAAACGUUCAUGUGAUACAUUUGUUUGUUUAUAUAUACAGGGUGUAAAGUUAGUAGUGGGUCAAUGGAUAGAGGGCCACAAAACUUAUCGAAUGAACCCUUCUAUGUGUGGUCCGAAAUUUUAUAGUUCAGGAGAUAUUUGCAAUUUUGUGAAAUUUCGAAAAAAACGAGAUAAUGAACUAUUAAUCGCAAUUACAGCUAAACCAUUAGGCAAUGGUUAUGUCACUUUUUAACAGAGCUAACUUUACACCCAGUAUAUAGAGAUGAUUUUCUACGUGAACGCUAACAGUGCUUUAAGUUUAAGUUUAAUGUUCUCAGUCUUUAAAAAGACAUUAUAUAAUAACUGGGGAUUUUCAAGUGCAGUAGCUUAUUCCAAAAAUUCUUAGGAAAAAAAAGACGUGGAUCACAGGGGGGUUCAAAGAAUAGUGGCAAUAUUUAUAUAGCGGAAAGUAGAUCCAAAAAUAACGCGAAUAUGAAAUCAAAAAUGCCCCUUUACCCCUAUACAAUGUUAUAAUUUCAAAAGCAAAAAAAAUAUGUAUUCGGAAUGGAUCAAGGCACUGACUUGAAUUUUUGUAGUAGUCCAAGCACCAUAUCGAAUACAUACAAAAAUGUUUUGACCCUUACAGAAGUAAAAGAAAAUUAUAUUCAGCUCCACUGACUUGAAAAAUUCAUUGGAUUUUUGAAUAAGAUAUUUAAUUCCACUUGAAUUGAUUGAUUGAAUUGUCUCACUUGAGACAUUUUUGUCAGGUCAUCCUUUUCGGAGAAUAAUUGGUUUGAAUAUUUGAGGUGAAAUCCAUAUCAAUCGAAAAAUUCGCUGAAGUUUGAGACUGGAAAUUUUGGCAAGAUGCCAGGAGAGUAAUCCUAUCCCACAAUAGAAUAGCAACAAUGUUCAUGUUUUGUCCGUACUCAGUCUCAUCAGUGGGGUAGAAACUUGCACGUCUUGGAAAUGGGCCAUUUAGGACCUGUACAUAUAGGUACUGUUUGGAUGUACUUUCUGCUCUAAAAAUAUUACCAUCAUUAUUUUAAAUACCCGGUAUGUAGGACCAUGACCAAUUCUAUUUAAAAGUAAUCACAGGUGUAUUUAAAAAGUACAUAAUAAUCCUGACUCAAACUCAAGUAGUUUCAUUUGCAAAAAUUUGUCUUAGCCACCUAAUUCAUAUGAUUUUUGAUUUUUAUGAUGCACUUGUAAAAUCCUUUAUCUUGAUAUUUGAAUGUUUGACGUUGUUGAUUUUUCUGGUUCGUAGAAGUUCGAAAAAUUUAUUUUUUUAUGUAGUUUUAGUUUUUCUAAAUGUGAUUAUUAGUAAAAUGUUUUAGCCUAAUCAUUAUUAGUUCAUAUUUAUUAAUCGUUAUUCUUCCUAUUUUGCCUCAUCUCCAUUACUAAUGUUUUAGAUGCCGUUAAGAGUAUCUCAGAAUAUUCUUGCAUUGAAAACCCAUUUGUUCUGAGCUUUGUUAUGCUAUCAUCUCAAGUUGUUAUAAGUCGAAAAACAAUGGUUAUAUUUCUAGAGUAACACUAGUGACUGAUUGAAACUGGAUUUUCAGCCGAACCGAAUCAUCGGCUUUUGUCCUAGUUUCAGUCUAAACAAAAACCUUUUUUAUGCUUAUCAAAAUGUACACAAUUCCUUGGACUUCAGAAGUUUCCACAGUUAUAGGAGCAUUUGGGCAACUUAUCUAUCAUAAUGUAUGUUUUUCUUGCUCAAUAGGAUUACACGAAAUCAAAUAUAGUUAAUUUGUGAAAUGAAAAAAUAGUCUACCUACCCAUACAGCCCAAUAAGUUAAGAUUGAAAAAAUGUACAUAAAUACAUUUUUUGACAAAAACAUGGUUUUUCAGUCACCUCCAUACACAGCAUGAAAAGUAUUAAGAGUAUUUCUCAAAACAGGCUGCUGAAAAAAAGGGUUGUGUGACGUAAAAAGCAGUUUAACAAUAUUACCCUGAUUGUAGAGGUACCUAUUCAAGGACAGGUCUACAUCGAGUAAUAUAAUUUUAAAUGACAUUAAUUACUCACCUAGAUGUUUGUUGUUGAUGCUAAUUACGUAGAGGGAAAAAGCUAAUUCUCAUUAUUUUGGUCAAUAAUAAUAGUUUUUCAGGUCAGUCAGAAGUGAAAACAUAUAUUUCGCCUCAUUAGUAAUAUUUUAAAUUUCAUUUCAACAGUCUUUCUUGCUUUGAAUUUAUACUUGUAUACUGGUAUGGAGGCCUUUAAGGAACGAGGUUUACAGAUUUUUUCGUUUUAUGUAUUUCAAUCCUAGAAAUAUUAGCAUUGCUUUUCGAAUCACCCUGUAUCUAUGAAGUAUAACUUUACUUAAUAUGUAUACUCAUAACAGCCAGCGUUUAAAGUGGAUGCUCGAAACAUGCAUUUGUAAUUGUAAUUUUUAUGUGGAAGAUUGACGAUACUCUUGAAUGUAAUUUAUUCCCCGUUCUUAAUUGUGUAAAGGUUUUUUCGCGAAAAUCCAUUACGUCAAACUUGAGAGCAAAUAACAGCUGAUUAUCUAGUGACAUUUCAGUAUUUCAAAAUACCCCCAUAUCGAUAAGACAAUCCUGACAGUGUCGCAUUUUGUUGUGUUCUUUCGUAUGCUAUGUAUUCAUACUUUCUAGCAAUGCUUUUAUUUAAAAAAGUACUUUCAUAAACAACAAAAAACGCCAGAAGCGAAAUGGUUGCUAAUGAUUAAGACUAUAUUUAAGGCCACUUAGCAAUAAAAUAAGAUAAACAGGUUUUGACUGUGUUUGGUAUAAACGGUUCUUAAUACGGUCCUGAGUUUAACACGAUUCAUUAUUGCUAACACUACAGGUUUUAACACAAAGAUAUCACUAGCUGAUCAGCAGUUCACCUCAGAAGACGUCAAAACGUAAUGGAUGUUCUUGAAAAAGAUCAUAGAAGCCAAAAAUAUAAGAUCAUGUCAUGUCACUAAUAUGAAUAUGUAUCAUCCUUUGGAGUACAGAAUAACAGUAACACAUGGAAAAUAAUCAACUUUGACGUUUAUCUCUAGGUGAUUUUCACCGCGUUUCAGAAA